Molecule: messenger RNA, 872 nt
Organism: Helianthus annuus (common sunflower)
Lineage: Eukaryota; Viridiplantae; Streptophyta; Magnoliopsida; Asterales; Asteraceae
Product: 60S ribosomal protein L19-1
Exons: 5
Coding region: 63-695 (210 amino acids)
Biological process (GO): translation
Cellular component (GO): ribosome; cytosolic large ribosomal subunit
Molecular function (GO): RNA binding; structural constituent of ribosome
Source: RefSeq, a predicted model, not a curated record
AGGAUAAGAUAUAAACGUUUAUCAUCCUGAACCAUAGAAAACCCUAGCCGCCGUGAGCAGAAAUGGUGUCGCUGAAGCUACAGAAGCGGCUCGCCGCUAGCGUCCUCAAGUGCGGCAGAGGCAAGGUCUGGCUCGAUCCCAAUGAAGGCAAUGAGAUCUCCAUGGCUAACUCUCGUCAAAACAUAAGGAAGUUGGUCAAGGAUGGUUUCAUCAUCAGGAAGCCAACCAAGAUUCACUCUCGAUCUCGUGCUCGUCGAAUGAAGGAGGCUAAGAGAAAAGGCCGUCAUUCAGGAUAUGGUAAGCGUAAGGGUACCAGGGAGGCAAGAUUGCCAACCAAGAUCCUAUGGAUGAGAAGGAUGAGGGUAUUGAGGCGUUUGCUUCGUAAGUACCGCGAGGCAAAGAAAAUCGACAAGCAUAUGUACCAUGACAUGUACAUGAAAGUUAAAGGUAACGUUUUCAAGAAUAAACGUGUGCUGAUGGAAAGCAUCCAUAAGUCAAAGGCUGAGAAGGCCCGUGAGAAGACUUUAUCCGACCAGUUUGAAGCCAAACGUGCAAAGAACAAGGCCAGCAGAGAACGUAAAUUAGCCCGAAGAGAAGAACGAUUUGCUCAGGGCCCACAAGAGAAAACUCCCGCCGCACCAGUGGCGACUCCUGCUGCAGCACCGACACAGGCGCCAAAGAAAUCCAAGAAAUGAGAUUCUUUUCGGUUUUAUGGAUACUCGAUAUGUUGGAUGUCUUUAGUUCCUCUUUUAUCAUUUUUAGUCAUUUGUUUGUUUUAAUAUCUUUUUGUUUGGGAAUUUUUGUUUCUAGGAGACUAAACCUUUUGAUACAAUGAAUUUUGCCUGUUUAUUUCAUGUUUGUUUUGUUUUACU